AUGAGUGCUUAUCAUGGUAUAUUAGAAGAAUAUCCUCUUAUAUCAAUUGAUUCAUUUGAAAGUUAUAAUUAUACAAGUACAAUGUUUUUUAUAACACAUAUUCAUAUGGAUCAUCUUGUUGGUCUUGAACGACCAGAAUUUGGUAAAUAUGUUGCAAAAAUCAAUGCUCCAAUAUAUAUGUCUGAUAUUUCAAAACAAUUAUUAAGUACAAUGGCUCUAUAUCGUCAUUUAAUACCAUAUUUUAAAUCAGUUCCAAUUGAUCAACCAUUUACAUUAACAAUUCAAUCGAAUGAUCCUGUACAAGCAAAGAAAAAAGAAGGAGGAGAUAUUGAAAGUUUAAAAAAUACAUUAUCAUCACAUACACCAAAUGUUGGUGAAAUAGUUGUUGUAACUUGUUUUGGUUCAGGUCAUUGUCCUGGUUCAAUUAUGAUAUGGAUUGAAGGUGAACAUGGUAAUGUUUUAUUUACAGGUGAUUUUCGUCUUUAUCAUGGUCAAGCUAAACGUUUAAUACAUUUACAUCGACGACGAACAGAUAAUGAUGAUAAUUAUAUAUUUAAACCAAUUGAUAAUCUUUAUAUGGAUAUGACAUUUUUUCGUCCAGAAAUUUUACAUAUACCAACACGUGAAAUAAGUUGUCAAGCACUUAUUUUAUGGAUAAAAACUUUAUUAUCUGAUAAAUCAAAUGUAAAUUUUCAUUUUAAACAAAGUGCUCGUGUUGGUUAUGAACAAAUUUUUCGAGCUUUAUAUGAUAAUUUAGGUAUGCGUGUACAUGUUGAACAAAGUCAAUAUGAAUUUUUUGCAUGUUUACCAAUUAUACAAGAAUGUUUAACAACAGAUCCAACAAUAACACGUUUACAUGCAUGUCGUACAGCAUCAUCAAAUUAUACACAACCAUGUUCAUUAUUUCGAAAUUGUGAUAAACCUAUUCGUAUAUUUUUAUCAAUUAUGUGGUUUACAGAACAAAUAUCUGCUAGUGAAUUAUUAGUUGAAUAUCAUGAAUAUCAUUCAAAUUUUGAUCAAAAUUUAUCAAAACGUUGUAUUGGUUAUCAAGAUUAUGGAAAUGAAAAUACUGAUAUAACAUUUCAAGAUACAUAUUUAAAUUAUCGUUUAUGUUAUUCAUUACAUUCAUCAUUUUCUGAAAUAAUUGAUGUAUUAAAAACUUUAAAACCAAAAUGUGUUACACCAAUAGCUGUACCAUUGGCAUCAUUAUUGACAACAAAACGUUUAUUUCAAAUAAUUGAUUAUUUUAUAAAAGAUCAAUCGAAUAAAAUAUCAAUGAUAACAAUGAAAAAAUUAAAUGAAAAAAUUCAACGAAAAUCUCUUAAUCAACAAAUACAACUUAAACAUCGUUAUGAAUUAUUUGAAACAAAAAUUCAACGAAAACGUCGAAGAAAAUUAUUUAAAGAACAACAACAAAGAAAAGCUAAUGAUGAAGAAUUAGAUUUUGGAAUUGAUGAUGAAAAAGAACAAAAUCUUUUACAACGAAUCAAUUCUGUAAAUGAAUCAAUUUGUAAACAAAUACAAACAAAUCAUUCAAAAAAGUUUUUUCGAUCUAUUUCUUUGGAUAUACCACCAAUAAUAAAAGAUAAAAAAAAUAUUUCGCAUAAUGAUCAAAAAAGCAAUAUAUCAUGUGAAGAAUCAACUUCAAAUGAAAGUUUUUCAUCAAAUCAAAUUAUUUCUAUUGAAUCAACAUUAGAAGAUUCAUCUUGUUCAUUAUCAAUUGAAGAUAAAUCAAUUAAUGAUAUUGUUAUUUCUAAUGUUUUAUCAUCUGAUAUUGAACCUAUUACUAUUGAUCAACAACUUAUGGAAUUAUCAUCUAUAGAAAAUGAUCAUGAUUGUAUAAUGUCAGAUUCUUCAUCGGAUACAGUUGAUUAUGAUUUUGAUACACAAACAUAUACAACACUUAAAUUUGAAUCUCAAGAAUCAAUAAUUUCUUUAGCUAAUUGUCAUGAUAAUGAAUGUUAG
Molecule: messenger RNA, 1965 nt
Organism: Rotaria sordida
Lineage: Eukaryota; Metazoa; Rotifera; Eurotatoria; Philodinida; Philodinidae
Source: the annotation of a GenBank genome assembly